GAUGAUCAGCCGCUUCGCCGCCUGGAUGUGCGAACUAUAAGUCCAUGAAGCGAUUUGACCUUUACGAUGGAAAAUAUCCCUUUUCCCACCGUGCCCUAUCCACGGAUGGAGCCUCCGGCCCACCGUGAGAAGAAAAUGAAAGUCCUGGCGUUAGGCAUGUCCCGCACUGGGACCAUGUCUCUUUAUGUCGCCUUAAAGGAACUAGGAUACACCUGCUACCAUAUGGCCGAAUGUAACCUCGACCAGCAGAAUGAUUCAUUACGUCUUUGGAAUCGCGCCAUAGAUGCGAAGUUCAAUGGGAACGGUCACAAAUUCGCAGGCGCCAACUUUGACCAGAUGCUUUGGCGUUACGAUGCUAUUACUGAUAUUCCCUGCAUUCUCUUUGUUGAGGAGCUGAUGGAUGCCUAUCCCGACGCACGCAUAGUGCUGACCACCCGCCCCGUUGAGCCAUGGUUGGCCUCCAUGCAGCGCACCUUCUACGCCAUUCUGGGCUGGAAGCGGUGGAGCCUGUUGGAGUUCAUUGAUCCUACUUACAUUGGCCUUUACAUCCCACUUCUACGAUCUGCACUGUCUGUGUGGACUGGGGGAACGUGGCAAGAGAGUAGUCGUCUACCACACGGCUUCGCUGCCCAUUAUGACCUUGUACGUACCGCCGCACAGAAGCGAGGGCGCGAGGUGCUGGAAUUUAAGGUCCAAGAUGGUUGGGAGCCCCUCUGUCAGUUUCUCGGAAAGGAAAAGGAGAAACCGAACCAUCCCUUCCCCCAUGUUAAUGAAGGGGAUUUCAUUACGAAGUUCCAUUAUAUCAUUUUUUGGAUGCGGCUGGUUGGGGUGCUCAAGCCAUGGCUGACAUGGAUCGUCUUCCCUGUAGCUGCCGCGACCGCGAGCUGGUGGUGGUACCGCUCUUAAACUAAGGCUUCACUCUCUGACUUGUAUCUAGCUCAUUCUGCACUGGAGGUUGACUCUAACGAACAGUUCCUUGUAGUUUAUCAGAACAUAUUUACCCGCCUCUUGACAUCACAUGAUAAACACACCCUAACAUCUAAAAGAAGACCACGUGCAAAAACAUGGCAUAUACGAAUCCCGAGG
This is a messenger RNA of Aspergillus pseudonomiae, 1086 nucleotides long. RefSeq names its product sulfotransferase family protein. The transcript has 5 exons. Bases 67 to 906 code for a protein of 279 amino acids. The record is from RefSeq and is a predicted model, not a curated record. NCBI's taxonomy places the organism in Eukaryota, Fungi, Ascomycota, Eurotiomycetes, Eurotiales, Aspergillaceae.